Molecule: messenger RNA, 1259 nt
Organism: Aegilops tauschii subsp. strangulata
Lineage: Eukaryota; Viridiplantae; Streptophyta; Magnoliopsida; Poales; Poaceae
Product: UMP-CMP kinase 2
Biological process (GO): pyrimidine nucleotide biosynthetic process; 'de novo' pyrimidine nucleobase biosynthetic process
Molecular function (GO): ATP binding
Source: RefSeq, a predicted model, not a curated record
CAAUUAGAAGCAGCUCCGAAAAGGAAAAGAAACAACGAGCUCUCCCCGUCCCGGCCCCGCUCCCCGCCAGGCCAAGUCGACGGCCGCUCGCCGCCGCCCCUCCCCCACCCUCCGCCUCGCCGUCGCCGACCUCGGCCGUUCGGCCCCUCCCGCGGGUGGGUGAGCGGCGAGCCUCCCUUGCUUCUCUGUCCUGCCCUGCACGGCAAGCAAGACGAGAGCGAUCGGCGUCGGGAUGCUGAGGCGGCGGCUGAGCUCCCUUCUCCUCCGAUCCCCGUGCUCCUCCGCCGUCGCCUCCUCAAUCCAGCAGCAGCACCACCUCCUCCUCCCCACCCACGCCGAGAAACCGCCGGCCCUGAAUCUGCUCAGGCUCUUCACAUCCCUAGCUGGAACCGAUGGUGACAGGCCGUUCAUCGCUUUUGUCUUAGGGGGACCUGGGAGUGGGAAAGGAACGCAAUGUAGUAGGAUCGCUUCGGAUUUUGGAUUUUCUCAUGUGAGUGCUGGUGACCUUCUGCGGAAUGAAAUAUCUGCUGGCACUGAUCAAGGGGAGUGGAUCCUGGAGAUAAUAAGGGAAGGGAGGAUUGUUCCAUCAGAGAUAACCGUUGAACUGGUCAGAAAAGCAAUUGAAUCAAGCACUGCUAAACGGGUUCUUAUCGAUGGUUUUCCAAGGUGUGAGGAAAACAGAAUCGCCUUUGAAAAAAUAACUGGAACUGAACCAGACCUUGUGCUUUUCUUUGACUGUCCUGAGGAUGAGAUGGUUAAACGUCUCCUAAGCCGUAACCAGGGACGAGUUGAUGAUAACAUUGAGACAAUCAAGAAGCGUCUAAAAGUGUUCGAGAGUUUGAAUCUUCCUGUUGUUGAGUACUACUCUUCAAGGGGAAAGGCACACAAGAUAAACGCAACGGGAACUGAAGAUGAAAUCUUUGAAGCAGUUCGCAAGUUGUUUUCCUCCUUAAGGCUAUGAGGAGGCUGUCGUCGUCUUCCGCAGGAGCCUGAGGGAAUUAGAAUUGCGCCUGGCGGAAAUACUCUUUUCUUUCCUUUUACUUUUACAUCUCUUAGCACAAUAAUUGUACAUAUUCUGAUACACGGUCUAUGCCUGUGAAAACAGAGGGCCACUGGUGAAACGCCCAGCCUGCUAUGAUAAACCCUUACCCUCACGCUCUCGUCGUGCGCCACGGUAUAACCCAUGACACGCUGGUAUGGCAGCAGCAAAACUGCUACGACGAUAUUUUUCUUACCAGAAUAUGAUAUAAUUGUAUGUG